ACUGGUUCACAUACAUUGGCAUAGUAUCAACCGAGCCAGACAACGAGGAGAGUACGUUGGGUUGUAACACCAUGCUUGUGGCAAGUGCACCGGAUGCGGACAUCGGAUACCUGUUCGGUGAUUGGGGGCAGUGGCAAAUUGGUUUGAGGCCCGAUCCUGGUAGUUUGGUGCGCGACAUGAGGUGGAAGCGAGAAGUAAAUCUACGCAGGUCUUUCGUAAUAUGAUCUUGCUUCAGAUUAUGCUUUAAUGCAUCAGUCAACGCUAUUUUAAAAACCCAAGCUCAUGGGAUCAUGCUGGAUGUUUGCCUGUCAAUCAAUUCGGCAUAUUGGCAACUGUAAGCAUGAAUAUUUCCACCACCGGCUCCGGAAUGUUACAGAAUGGGCGAUAAAAACUCCCAGGGAACCUUUCCCAGCAAACAUGGCGAUUACGGGUUUGAGUCUACGCCUGCCCGGACAUUUGGAGCGGGUUUUUUGCCAAAUCCUUAGGAUUAGGUGGCCGCUGAAGUUGCUGCAUGAGAUUUAUAAUGCCAGUAGAGCCGUGGUUGAAGCUGUUGAAAUGAGCAUCAGCAAGCAUUCGGUAAUCAUUUCAGCAAUGGAAUCAACUCACAUCUCAAUGACCGACAGCGCCAACACUCCCUUCACAAGCCCAUUGCCGACUCGAUCAUUAUCAUUGUCUUCUCCACCGUUUCCAUUAUUCCCACCCCGCGCCCCUCCGUUGCCGGAAUUGCUGAUACGUCCAGUAAUGCCCGCAGUCGCAACGAACAAGAUCACGAAUGUGAAGUCGAUGGCCACAAUCAGGAAGACAAGUCCGGCGAUCGUGGCGAUGCGCCUCCUGUUGCCCUUCUCUUCACGCCGUUUCCAGGCCCAUUGAGCGGCAGCUAGGACGGCCCAUAUAGUGCCCGCGACUACGAUACCGAGCACAGCACGUAGUUGGGAGCCUGUAGAGUUGCCGAGGCGGGAGAGGUAGACGGCCCGCAUGAUGAGAGCAAUGAGGGCGGAGAGAAACUGGAUGGAGCGGAAGGUGAUCUCGAGCCAUGGUGGGAAUGUGACUUUGGGGAGAGAAGGCAUAGCGGUAUUUGUUGGUUCGUAUUGUGGGCAAUGAACAAGGCAGCGAGAGAUGGAAGAAGC
Messenger RNA from Baudoinia panamericana UAMH 10762, 1127 nucleotides. RefSeq lists its product as uncharacterized. Bases 283 to 870 code for a protein of 195 amino acids. The transcript has a single exon. NCBI's taxonomy places the organism in Eukaryota, Fungi, Ascomycota, Dothideomycetes, Mycosphaerellales, Teratosphaeriaceae. The record is from RefSeq and is a predicted model, not a curated record.